UUUGCUAUACAAAAUAAGCCGACACUAGAACAAUGCGUUUUUCGAGUGCAGCAAGGACGCCGUCUUCACGUUAUUUGGGUCUCGGAUUAAUGCCUAUACUCCAAUCAGCUCCAUCGCUCCAGAGCACGUGCCCCCUCACCGGGAUUGCCUGUCACUCUUUCUGCGCUCCAGUACUACGUAGUUCUGGCUCCGGCUCACUUGCAUAGCGAAAUUCGGCAAUUUAUAUCUCAAAGUACGUUCGCUCCUAAGGGUACGGUGCAUAUAUGAUUACUGGCUCCAAUUCUGCUAUCCUGCAUUUCCCAGAAAACAACUAUUGAUUAAUUAAUUUUAGUUCAUUAGUCGUCCAGCAGCUGCAUACGCGGUCCUACACAAUGUCGACCAGGCACACCUGCAUCUAUUUUGCUCUGCUAGUUUCUUCUUUUUUUAUAGUGAGAUCCUGUAACCGAAAAAAAAAGAAAAGAAGAAAAAAGAAAAACACCUGUGUAUACAAAUCGUUGAGGAGCUAGGCCUACAAGUAAUAGGCCUCUAUGCGAGAAACGUCAUCAUGACGUUGGUAGACAGACUGAAACCGAAACAAAUCGGAAGGGGAGGGCUAGGUUCCACGAAUAGGCACCUGUUCGCUGCCUCCUAUUAAAAGAACAGUAGGACCGACGGUCCCGUCCCUUUCAGGGACCAUCGUAAUCCCGUCAAGACCGUGGCUUUCAUGCGCAACCUUGUUCAACGAGUUCAACGCUGUCGAACAGACGUCAUUUGCUUAGAAAGCGGGGAGACUCCCGAACCUACCGUUCACAAGUUCAUCGCGGCGGAGAUGAACAUGUACAGGGUGUGUGCAGAUAAACUUCACUGGCAUUUGUGCGCGUACUUGAGAGCCACUGUGGUUUGUCUGCAGACACCCUGUUUUUGACGAAUUUGCAAUGAAGCACACAGGAAUUUUCUUUGCAUACGCAUCACGCUUGGGCCAAAAGCGCGCAGUAGGGAAGAAAAAAAGAGAGAGCAAUGACGAUCACGUGACCGUUACGUCACAGAGGAGGCGGUUCCUAGAUACUCAUGAUCACGGGAGACAGCGCAGCGCACCCAGGAGUUUGUGGUGUGACCACCGGGUGUGACUAGUGACUACACACUACACCCACGUGGACUACGCACGUGGACUCUGGACAACUCUGGGCCACUUUUUGCACUCGCGUUUCACUUGGGUGACGACAAGCGCCCGGGUGCUUGAAAUUUUCCGUGUCACUUCUGAAAUAGAGGAUCCCCGCAUAUAGUUCGCGGAGAAUGUCUUUCACCACAGAACAAGUGGAGGCACUGUGCCACGCUACUCAGGGCAACGCCGAAGCAAAUCAGUGCAUCACGUUAUUCCAUGCCUCGCCUGAGGCUUGGGACAUAGCCUGGCAACUUCUGGACACGACCAAGGCCCACGAAGUCCAAUAUUUCGCUGCCAACACGCUUCACGUUAAAAUCUCGAGGCACUGGAAUGAAAUUCCCGAAGAUCAGUAUGGUCCGCUACGAACCAAGCUGCUGGAUACGAUGCUUCAAUAUUCGAACGGGCCAAAGUUUAUUCUAACAAAAAUAAUAGCUGCUGUGGCAUCAUUCGUGAUUCGUGUGAUACCAGAUUUUUGGCAGUCUGCCAUCUCUGACCUUAUCAUUAAAUUCCAGCCUUCAGUUGGGGGAAAUGUUCCGCCACCAGUGUUGGAGGACAUGUUGCUAGAACUUCUGACUGUUAUUCCCGAAGAGCAUCUUAAGUUGCAGAGCACUGAACAAGACAGUUGUAGGGCAUCACGUGCGGGCCUGGACUCUGCUUCAAACUUCGUCUUCAGCUUCUUGGAGAGCAGAGCCGGUAUGCGACACCAGACGUUACGCUGCUAUUCGUCGUGGGCGCAGCUGUCAUUGGAUCCUGAAUCCCACCUAAGUCUGCUUCCACGUUUGAUGCAGGCCGUAACCGACUCGGAGCUCUGUUGCACAACUUCCGAGGCGCUAACCAAUGUUGUCCGCCAUCCUGACGCUCACCAGUUCCCAGACUUCAUACUUCAGAUGGUUGACAACUUGGCACAGCUCAAGGAGUUCUUGAACAAGAUGGCGGCUGCAAAAGAAAUGGAACUGUGCAGGGCAGUGUACAGGAUCCUCAUCGCACUGGGCGACAGCCACUCGAGUGUCCUCGUUGACACCCUCCUCACCAAACCACAGCAUAAGGACAAUGUCCUCACAAUCAUCAACCUCGUCCUGCAAUGCAGCGGAACACCGGGACACUUUCCAGUGGACGAGAAAUGCAGCCUUGAAGCUCUCGGCUUUUGGUAUGCCCUGCAAUAUGAGGUGUCCAUCGCGGAGGAACCCCGCGCGGAAGCACUGUUGUUGCUGCUGCAUCCUGUGUGGCAAGGCCUAUUGGACGCGCUACUCCGUAUAGUACAACUUCCACUCGACGACUCACAAUGGGCAGGAGAAGACAGGGAUGCCUUACGUAGUUAUAGAGAAGACAUCAGAGAGUUCUUUAUCUCCCUCUACGAACUCCUGCAGGAGAGUAUGCUCCUGCGGCUGAUGGAGCACCUACGAGUUUCCGCGGAUGCUUUUCGUAAAGAUGUGGUGAUAUGGCCGCAGCUCGAGGCCUGCCUGUUCGCAUUUGAGUGCCUAGUGAUAUCAGUAGGAAAAGAGGGACGCUGCUAUGUCGAUGAGGUUCUGGGAGGCAUACUCCCCGCGCUCCCCGCUCACCCGAAGGUGACUCCGGUGGCCCUGGAGUGCAUAGGAGCGUAUGGGGAAUGGUUGAAUGGCUGCCCGGAGACCCUGCAGGCAGUACUGCCAAUGUUGUCAGCAUCACUGCGUACGAACGAACUCGCUCCGGCUGCAACACUUGCCCUGAAGGAGGUAGCUCAGGAUUGCCGAGGCACCUUGGGUGCCAUGGCACGUCAGGUAUUAACUGCUGCGAGUGAAGCUCUGGCGGGAAGCGUCCUCGGAGAGCGUGAACGGAUCGUCAUGAUGGGCGUAGUCGGAUGUACGCUGUCGUCGGUUGAGAAGGGCCAAGUGGGACCGUGGCUGCAGGCUAUAGUGGUGCCCCAGAUCCGCAUCUUGCAGGACACGGUAGCUCAGGAUCUGACGUCGGGGACCCUCCCACACGUGUUGCUGCUGCUCAAGAUGCUCACGAUGCUUUUCUCUAAGGUCGACACUGGGGAUGAUGCACCAUUUUACGAACAAGGAGACACCAUGCCCAUCGAAAUGGUCGUUCAGGAACUCAGACCCACGCUUGGGCCCCUGGCAGAAAAGUAUGCUACAGACAAGCAUUUUGUCAAGAGCCUCUGUGAAUGCUUGCAGGCUGCAUCCUCUGGAGUUGGAGUCGAAUGCGCCUUGGAUGUCCUUGCACUUCUAGUUUCGUUGUACACGAGGAACCCGCAGGCUGCGAUCCUUAAAGCGUGUGACAAGCUAUAUCGGCCGACUCCACCGCCAGACACUCGCGAUGUCGAGGCACUUUCUGUGCUCUGCAGCACCAUGCUGGCAACUGCAGCUUCUUCUCAGAAUGUUUCAAAGGAGCAUGCACUCAUUUUAGAGGCCUUCUUCAGUAUGCUGGCUCAUGUGGCCAGAGCAUGUACUCCAGUCUUCGACGAGAACAAGUUAGACCCUUCAGCGUUAUUCGUCUGCGCGGCGACAACCAUAGUGCUUCCGGAGGAGCCGACAGUCAAGUCGGCCGCGCAGUUCCUAAGCGACUUCAUAUUGCGGAGUAGAGGGUACCCCAAAAUGCACAAUGCCGUCAACGAUCACGGGGGGCUGCUGGCUGAGCAGAUUAUCAGGGUAAUCGGCAGUGGAGAGCCUCCGCUCUCGGUGGUUCAGGCCAUGGCGGACUUGUUGCUCAUGUUGAACAAGGAGUACUCUGACGAUCUGUGUCGGUGGCUGUCUGCACUCGUGCAGCGACCAGACUUUCCGAGUUCCCUGGCCACAGCCUCCGACAAGGAACACUAUGUUCAGCUUAUAGUCGAAGAACGUGAAGACAAGAUGCAGAUGCUAGAAAUCGUUAACGAAUUCAGCCUCCUCUGCCGCCGAGGCCCCAUCAACACCAAGUCUGCAACCUAAACCUUCAAGGGCUCCUGAGCAAAGUCUACAGCCAAGAUGUUUAUGCCAAUGUAUAACUUUAUUUGUACAUAGCUACGCAGCCCCCCCCAAUGUAUAAAACGGACACUAUACAGCCGUCA
Messenger RNA from Ornithodoros turicata, 4169 nucleotides. Its product is annotated as importin-13-like. Gene Ontology annotation, molecular function: small GTPase binding. Bases 1273 to 4050 code for a protein of 925 amino acids. NCBI's taxonomy places the organism in Eukaryota, Metazoa, Arthropoda, Arachnida, Ixodida, Argasidae. Gene Ontology annotation, cellular component: cytoplasm. The transcript is spliced from 20 exons. The record is from RefSeq and is a predicted model, not a curated record. Gene Ontology annotation, biological process: protein import into nucleus.